AUGUAUAAAGGCAUACAACUUGAUUACGUAGAGAUUGACGGUAAGAGGAUUGCAAAUGCCCCAGCAGGUAAACACUGCGAUCCAAGCAAAGACUGCUGGCAAGAAGUCAAAAAAACCCAAUAUUUCAUCGCUAUGGGCCCUCUGAAAGAACCGCACGCUUCAGUAUCUGUGCAGCGUACCCCCGGUGAUAGCGGAAAUCCAUAUAUCUUCUUGUACAAGAAAUCUAGUGCGAAGGCCCCGACUUUCCCGAAUAACGUUAAACCUCAUUAUGUGCACAAUGCCGCUGAAAAUGAGGUCAUCCAACACUACGCAGUAUUUACGAACGAACCAGGGAAAGUAACCUGGACUGGGCCUAUCACCACGGAGAAGAAAGACAAGAGUAUGAUUACUUUGUAUGGCUUGACCGGACUGAAAAAGGAGGACCAGGUGCUUUUCACUGGACGCUUGGAAAAUCAAGAACGAAAAAUGCUGAUCAAGUAUAAAAAUGGAAAAACGUACAAUGUGAGGAUAAUACCAAUUCCUAUGGCCGGCAAGACAUCGGUGUCGUUCAUUGAUAACGCCAAGGGGUCCACGCCUGCCGAAGAGCCGGUGCCAAAAGAUCGCACUGCCCAGAUAGCGGGUCAAAAUACCGUUCGUGUGCUCUGGAAGCCUCCAGCGGAUACAAGUCAAUGCGGAAACAAGUAUCUUGUCAUCGUCAAAAACGAAACAUUCCAGGACAAGGCUACGGUGACGGACACAAAAUACGUUUUAUCCAACAUGAAUCCAGCUUCCGUUUACAUAUUCAAUAUACACGCUACUGACAAGCAGGGCAAGCCGUUCAACGCUUCAGCAUCAAUUAAAGUGAGGCUUUCAAAGACCCAGUACACAACUGUUAAAGAUUUAAGUGUCUCGAAAGUGAAUGGCAGCGCAAUCAAGGUGAGCUGGAGCAAACCAGUUCCUGCCGAUAAAUUCAAAGACGAG
Messenger RNA from Dibothriocephalus latus, 960 nucleotides. NCBI's taxonomy places the organism in Eukaryota, Metazoa, Platyhelminthes, Cestoda, Diphyllobothriidea, Diphyllobothriidae. The record is from the annotation of a GenBank genome assembly.